Cyprinodon variegatus (sheepshead minnow) is the source of this 6313-nucleotide messenger RNA. It is a transcript of the gene ank1b, whose product is annotated as ankyrin 1. The record is from RefSeq and is a predicted model, not a curated record. Gene Ontology annotation, molecular function: protein binding. The transcript has 41 exons. NCBI's taxonomy places the organism in Eukaryota, Metazoa, Chordata, Actinopteri, Cyprinodontiformes, Cyprinodontidae. Gene Ontology annotation, biological process: signal transduction. The coding region runs from base 313 to 5835 and encodes 1840 amino acids.
GGAUGAGGCAGCAGCAUCAGCACCACUAGCUGUAGCAUCCUCUCCCUUUGUGGAGGUGUGGGGAGGGGGGGGCUGUCUUUUAGCUGCUGCAGGAUCAACAUUCUCUGCAUACACAGAACUAUCUGCUCACCUCGUCACACACUCACACACACAUGUCGUGGUGGCAAGACAGGAGGAGGAGGUAGUGGUAAGUGACGGGGGAAGCUCAGGGGACAGAGGGACGCAGGGAGAGGAAACAGGGAACAGUGGGAACCUGAGGAGGGCUGGAGCGACGGCAACUUCAGCAGCAGCAGCAGCAGUAGCAGCGGCACCAUGGCACAAGCUGCCAAGCAGCUCCGCAAGACCAAGGACCUCGCAGAGGCCGCCGCCCAGGAGCAGAGGGAGAAGGAGGAGAAGAAGAUCAAAAAGAGGAAUCGAUCAAGAGACCGCAGGCGCAAGGCGGAUGCUGCCACCAGCUUCCUGCGUGCUGCUCGUUCAGGGAACCUGGAUAAGGCCCUGGAUCACAUCAAGAACGGGAUUAACAUCAACACUGCUAAUCAGAAUGGUCUUAACGGGUUACACCUGGCCUCUAAAGAGGGUCAUGUCAAAAUGGUUUUGGAGCUGCUACACGCUGGAAUUGAGCUGGAAGCGACAACGAAGAAAGGGAACACUGCUCUCCAUAUCGCGGCUCUGGCAGGGCAGGAGAAAGUGGUGGCUGAGCUCGUCAACUAUGGUGCCAACGUUAAUGCCCAGUCACAUAAAGGCUUCAGUCCACUCUACAUGGCUGCACAGGAGAACCAUUUAGAAGUGGUCAAGUUUCUGCUUGAAAACGGUGCAAAUCAGAGUCUCCCAACUGAGGAUGGCUUUACACCUCUAGCAGUGGCCCUUCAGCAGGGCCAUGAAAACGUUGUGGCGCUGCUCAUCAAUUAUGGCACAAAAGGGAAGGUCCGCCUCCCGGCCCUUCACAUAGCUGCACGGAACGAUGACACUCGCACGGCUGCUGUCCUUCUACAAAACGACCCAAACCCUGAUGUACUUAGCAAGACUGGCUUCACCCCGCUGCAUAUUGCAGCUCACUAUGAAAACAUGAGUGUAGCUCAGCUGCUGCUGAACAGAGGAGCAAAUGUAAACUUCACCCCAAAGAAUGGAAUCACACCUCUCCAUAUAGCCUCCAGGAGGGGCAAUGUGAUGAUGGUCAGAUUACUGUUGGACAGGGGAGCUCAGAUCGAUGCCAAAACAAAGGAUGAGCUGACUCCUCUUCACUGUGCAGCCCGGAAUGGUCACGUUCGCAUUAUUGAAAUCCUCCUGGAACACGGUGCUCCCAUCCAGGCUAAAACUAAAAAUGGUCUGUCCCCAAUUCACAUGGCAGCUCAGGGGGAUCACAUGGACUGUGUCAGGCAGCUACUGCAAUACAACGCUGAGAUUGAUGAUAUCACAUUGGACCAUCUAACCCCACUUCAUGUAGCAGCCCACUGUGGUCACCAUCGAAUGGCCAAAGUUCUACUGGACAAAGGAGCCAAAGCUAACGCUCGUGCUCUGAAUGGCUUCACACCUCUUCAUAUCGCUUGCAAGAAGAACCACAUGAGAUCAAUGGACCUGCUGUUAAAGCACUCUGCUUCUUUGGAAGCUGUCACAGAGUCUGGUCUCACCCCUCUCCAUGUAGCAGCAUUCAUGGGCCAUCUAAACAUAGUAAAGAACCUGCUCCAAAGAGGGGCUUCACCUAAUGCUUCCAAUGUGAAAGUGGAGACACCCCUCCAUAUGGCCUCCAGAGCAGGACACUGUGAAGUGGCUCAGUUCCUACUACAGAAUGCAGCACAAGUUGAUGCAAAGGCAAAAGAUGACCAGACACCACUACACUGUGCGGCUCGUAUGGGCCACAAGGAAUUGGUCAAGCUGCUCCUGGAGCACAAGGCUAACCCUGACUCGGCAACGACUGCUGGUCACACGCCCUUACACAUCGCUGCACGGGAGGGACAUAUCCACACCAUACGGAUAUUAUUGGAUGCAGGAGCGCAACAAGUCAAGAUGACAAAGAAAGGUUUCACUCCUCUACAUGUAGCUUCUAAGUAUGGAAAAGUGGAUGUAGCGGAACUUCUUCUAGAAAGAGGUGCAAACCCAAAUGCAGCAGGGAAAAAUGGUCUGACACCCCUUCAUGUGGCCGUGCAUCACAACAACCUGGAUGUUGUUAAACUUCUGGUCAGCAAGGGAGGAUCUGCACACAGCACUGCCCGAAAUGGUUACACUCCUCUGCACAUAGCUGCCAAGCAGAACCAGAUGGAGGUGGCCAGUGUUCUGCUUCAGAAUGGAGCAUCCCCAAAUGCAGAGUCCCUCCAAGGCAUCACGCCCUUACACCUGGCCGCACAGGAGGGGCGGCCUGAUAUGGUGGCUCUGCUUAUCUCCAAACAAGCAAAUGUAAACCUAGGAAACAAGAAUGGGCUGACUCCCCUGCAUCUUGUAGCUCAGGAGGGUCAUGUAGGCAUCGCAGACACUUUGGUCAAACAGGGCGCGUCGGUCUAUGCAGCUUCACGGAUGGGAUAUACUCCCAUACAUGUGGCCUGCCACUACGGCAACAUAAAGAUGGUGAAGUUUCUUCUGCAGCAGCAGGCUCAAGUGAAUGCCAAAACAAGGACGGGCUACACCCCUCUGCACCAGGCGGCUCAACAGGGCCACACAGAUAUUGUCACCCUGUUACUAAAACAUGGAGCCCUCCCCAAUGAAAUCACAUCACUCUUCUGUAUUUUGCUAGAAGGAUGCCUCAUGAGGAGAAUCAAAGGAGUUUGCCAGCUAACUCUAGGAGAUGAACUGCUCGGUAUGGAUGGAGCACGCUAUUUAAAACUUGAUGACUUCAAAGACCAGGAUGAUGACUUUCUUUCUCCAAAGAAAACUCUCAGAGAUUUUGACAGUGGCACGGGUACAACGCCAUACUCUCCUGCUAUUCCCAGGAUUCCCUGUGUCUCACCAGAGACAGUGCAGCUUGACCAGUACACGCCCAUCCCUUUACCAAAGGAGUAUGAUGAGGAUUCGCUUAUCCCGAGCAGUCCAGCUACUGAAACCUCAGAUAAUGUCAGCCCGGUGGCCAGCCCCAUUCACACUGGGUUCCUGGUGAGUUUUAUGGUGGAUGCACGCGGAGGCUCCAUGCGAGGAAGCAGACACCACGGCUUGCGGGUGAUUAUCCCUCCGCGAACCUGUGCCGCACCGACUCGCAUCACCUGUCGUCUUGUUAAACCACAGAAACUGACAACGCCUCCUCCGCUGGUGGAGGGGGAGGGCCUGGCUAGUCGGAUCAUUUCCCUGGGGCCAUCCAGUAUGCAGUUUCUGGGGCCUGUUAUUGUUGAGAUCCCCCACUUUGCCUCACUGGCACGUGGAGACAGAGAACUAGUGGUCCUCCGAAGUGAAAACGGCUCAGUCUGGAAGGAACAUCGCAACCGCUAUGGAGAUGAAGUGCUGGAAACAAUUUUGAAUGGCAUGGAUGAAGACUUAGAGAGUCAAGAGGAAUUGGAGAAGAAGAGAAUACGUCGAAUCAUCUCUACCGACUUCCCCCUCUACUUUGCUGUUGUCUCUCGCGUUCAACAGGAAAGUGAUCUUAUUGGCCCAGAAGGCGGGCGUCUCAUCAGUAAGCUGGUUCCCCAUGUGGAGGCCAUCUUCCCAGAGACUGCCGUCACCAAGAGAGUGCGGCUGGGAUUGCAGGCACAACCAAUCCCUGAUGAACUGCUAACUAGACAGCUUGGGAACCAAGCAACCUUCAGCCCAGUGGUUACAAUCGAACCUCGGCGACGCAAGUUUCACCGUCCAAUUGGACUGCGCAUUUCUUUACCCCCAUCCUGGAAGGAAAGCCCACGGGAUGCUGGCGAAGGAGACACCACCAGCUUGCGCCUCCUCUGCAGUGUCAUAGGUGGAACAGCUCCAGCUCAGUGGGAGGACAUCACUGGAACCACCAAGCUGAUGUAUGCAAAUAAUUGUGCCAGUUUUACCACCAACGUGUCUGCAAGAUUUUGGUUGGCAGAUUGUCCGCGCACAGCAGAGGCAGUUACUUUUGCCAACCUGCUGUAUAAGGAGCUAAUGGCAGUCCCGUAUAUGGCGAAAUUUGUUAUUUUUGCAAAGAUGAAUGAAGCACGGGAAGGCAGAUUGCGUUGCUACUGCAUGACGGAUGAUAAGAUGGACAAGACUCUAGAACUGCAUGAAAACUUCACAGAAGUGGCCCGCAGUCGAGAUAUAGAACUUAUGGAGGGCAUGCCGCUGCACCUGGAGUGUUCUGGAAAUUUGGUUCCCAUUCGGAAGGCCACACAGCAACCUCGUAGCUUCAGCUUCCAGGCCUUCAGAGAUAACAGACUGCCUGUGUCUGUCAAGGUCAGGGAUAGCAACAAGGAAGCCACUGGGUUUCUGUCUUUUCUGAGGAAAUGCACAAAGUAUGAGGACUCGCAACAUGUCCUCUGCAACCUUAAUAUAACUAUGCCACCUUGUGUCAAGGUUGCUGGUAGCGAAGAACGAAGACGAACUUUAACUCCUUUGGCCCUAAGAGAGCGCUACAGUGCACUAAAUGAGCCUGGUGUGGCUUCAGUCAACGCCAUGGAGAGGACGGAAAUCAAAAUCCAUAUUAUUUCUGAUCAGCUGGGUUUAAGCUGGGCAGAGUUGGCACGAGAGCUUCAGUUCAGUGUUGAUGACAUCAACAGGAUCCGUGCAGAAAAUCCAAACUCACUGUUUGACCAGAGCUCUGCCCUCCUCAACCUGUGGGUCAGCAGAGAGGGUAAAAAGGCCAAAAUGGAGAGUCUGUACACAGCUCUUAAGAACAUUGACCGUGCAGACAUCGUAUCUUCUCUAGAGGGUCAGCCCCCACAGCAGGGGCCUGGGAUGUCAGAAGAGGGUGCCUGUCGUCUGGCUGACAGAGACUCAACAUUGCUGUCCCCCAGUGUCCUUAAUGGUUAUGGGCUGGUGCAGGAGGAACUUGUGUCCCCGGCCUCCAUGCAGUACAGCUUGCCCUCUCCAUUGGGUGUGGAACCAUACUGGCAGGAAGUUUCCAGCCUGGAGUGUGCACCUAUUGCCACCACGGAAGAAGACACUUUAAUGGAGAUGUCGGAUGUUCAAGUGUGGCCAGCAGGGGUUAGCCCCUCUCUGGUCACCGUUGAGGAUUCGUCGCUAGAUGGUAGCAGUCGAGCCGAUGACUCUGAGGGUGCCACCCUUUCAUUGCCCUGCAGCUUGGGUCACCCAAGCAGUGGAGCCAGUGGGGCCAGUGGUUCCAUAAUGGAGCUGGAAGAAGAGGAGGAGGAGGAGGAGGAGGAAGGGGAGGUUGAGGAGGAGGAGGUACCACAAGAGCCAGCAAGUGCACUGGCAGAAUGGGACAGGGUGAGGGCCAGUGGCGCUGUUCCCAAAGUCAAUCUGAAUGGGCAACUGGGAGGUCAGAGGUCAGAUGCAAGGAGAUGUGUUGCUGUGGAAGUGGGAGGAGGAAGUAAAGGAGUAGCUGGAGGUGUGGGGCUGGGUUCAGUGGAAGGGAUUUCUCUUGUUACAGGCCAGCAGGUGUAUGCCCAGCAUGGUGAGGUUACUGGGCUAGAUCAGCCACCAGAACACAACGGGGACAACCGGAUGGUGGGAGGAGGUGCGUUUCAGCCAUACUUGCCAGACAAGGACUCCCUGCAGGGCUGGGUGGGCUCGGUAUCAUCAGGAUACGACGGAAGCGUGCCAGGCUUGCAUACAGCGCAGGAGGCCCUACUGACUCCGAAAGAAGAAGGCGUGAAGAAGGAAGACUUUUCAGCGGAGGCAAAGAUUGUUGAGGAGCGCGGAAUCGCGCUUUCAAGAAAAGACCGGAAACCCACUGCCAAAACACCUACCACAAAAACACGACCAGAAAGAAGAUGGAAAUGAAAAAUGAAGAGGAGAAAAAGAUGAAAAACAAAACAAAAAAAACAUGCAAGGACAAAGAUGCAAGGACAACAGAAAUAUCCUCAACCUGUGAUCACAAAGCACCACAAAACAAAAGAAGACAAAAACAAAAAAGAGGAGUUGAACUUGUAGUUUUAUAACAUUUGUAAAGAAAACUAUAACUAAACAAAAGGCAUGAUGAUUCAUUUUUAUACAAAAAAAUAUAUAAAUGUUCGUAAGACAGCUAAAAAAAAAAAGCAACAAAGUGCUUCCUGUGAACUGUAAUCGCAUGAUAACUGCUGGUGCAUGCCCUUUGACCUUUUGAACUGUCAUUAUCUACAAACUGAAGGAGUACAAACUGAAGCUACAGGUGCCAGCCUGUGCAGGGGUGGUUACAGGCAGUCCCUUUUAAAAGGGCCUCCUGUCCCCUAAAUGAAGCAGUGUGGCAGCGAGUUGAGUCCAUUACCAGUGCAGCCAAAAA